AAUAAUAAACUUCAUCUCAAUGUUAGAAAGAAAGGAAGAAAAAAAGAUUAAGAUGAUAUAAUGAUGAUGAAGAUGAAAAAGGGGCUUAGGGUGUGAGAGUAAUUUUGAUCAUUCGAAAGCCGCGAAAAAGUAACAUUGAUUUUCGUCAUAAAAAAACCUAACCCUUUUUUCACUUUUAUCACCGAUCAUUAGUUGAUCAUUGAUGUUGAUUCACUUUUAAUUUUCCAUUUUCAUUAUUAUCAAGUUAACGAUUAGAAAGUGAUAAUAAACAUUUCAGAUGAUUAACUUAAAUCAUCUUAAUGUUUCUAUCAAGGUUAAAAUUCCCAUUCAACUUUUAGCUAAUCUUUUUACAGAUAAUCUAAUGGUGAUGAUCCUUUAAAGGGAUUGGAUUUAUUGUUUUAACGGUUUAAAGGGAUUUAUUAGCUAAUGAUAACCUUUGAUAGUUGAUUAGAAAUAAGUAAAAUCAAUGUUAACUUUUACCUUCUUCUUAAUUGUGAUCAACGAUAAAACUUAAGCUCUUCCCAUCGAGAGGUAAAAAAACACACCAACCUACUAAUCAACACCAAUCGGUAGGCUGUAAAUUGGGUAAGACUAUUGAUCUGAUGAUGAUGAUGAUAGUAAACAAAUGAUGAUGAAUGAAGAUGAGAGUGAGAAUGCAAAUGUAAAUGAUCAUUGAUGCGAUGAUUGGAGGAGAUUUAAAUACCUCAAUGGAUUGGGACAACUUUUUCAUUCGACAACGUUAGUUAGACGAGAACAGGAGAGAGAGAGGAGAAAAUUGCGAAAAUCGGUAAAUUGUUUAAAAAAAAGUGAAUUCGAAAGUGAAAAUUUGGAAUCGAAAUUAAUUUUCCAUUAUGGUUUAUCCAUAUUCAUUUGUACGGUUACUUUUAACUGUUGGACUUUUAGGUUUUGUUGUUAGUGCUCAAAGUAGUGGAAAUCAUCAUCAUCAUCAUCAACAACAUCGUCAUCGACACCAUGGUGGUAAUCAUCAUCAUCAUCAUAACCAUCAUUUGGAUAAAAUUUUACCUCGAUCAUCAUCACCAUCAUCAUCUGAAGGUGAUUGUGGAUGUGAUGAAGAUGCUUCAUUACAACAUCAUCUUUCCUCAGGUAAAUUGUUGUCACCUCGAAGUUUAAAUCAACAAUUAAAACCAAACAAUUUGAUGAUGGAAAAUCUUGGCAAUUAUGGAUUCGUACCUCUUAACCUUUCACCUCCUCAUCCUCAUCCUCCUCAAUCCUCUCCAGCUGAUCAUUUGUUGCUACGACCUUCAGUUUCUCAGCAACUUUCAGCGCCAACAAUUGUUACCACGGCUGAAGCUCGACCUGCUCGACAAUUUAAUUAUCCUAAUAUGAGCCCUCGCCAGGCCAAAGUGAACGAAUACUUUUACAAAAGUGACCCAGGUCAUCCAAUCAUGUCACCUUAUACCCUGAAGGGUAAAGAUGGUCGACUUUAUACCAACUAUCGACCCGAUCAUCAAGUUCCCGAUGAACAUUUACCAUCAGCAGCGGCCACAGGUUCAUCUUCUCGUUAUGUUCCCGCUCCUUCAAGUUCAGUUUUAGGUCGACGAGUCGCUCGAUCAUUAAUGCCCUCAGAAAUGUUCAUGGGCUCACCUCAACCAGGAAUGGAAAUGGAUCCAAUUAAACGUAACGAUGGAAGUGAAUUAAUGUAUCCAAGUGACUUUGGCUUCGCUUCACCCGGUUCAUAUCCUCGACCUGGUGCUUCCGCUUCUGGUGUCCCACCACAACUUUGGAAUUCAUUUGCACAAUUGUCUCCACCCCAAUGGUCAUCAUCAAACCUUUCACCAGUUCCAGUUCGUUUAUCAGGAUUAACGGCUAACGGCUUAACCAAUCCAGGUAAUCCUUUAAUCCAAGGUUCAUCUCCAGUAAACUCUCCUGGUGCCAAUGGUGUCCCAAUGCCCGGGUCAACACCCGGAGGGUCACCAGGUUCCCCUGGACAGCAAAUGAAUAUGCACAAUUGGUUCAAUUUCCUUAAUCAACCUUUCUAUGGUCCACCAAUGAUGAACCCUUUCCAAACAAUGACCGGUAAUCCAAUUGAUCCUUCACAACAAUUACCUCAACCUUUACAACCUCAAUUACCCCAACAACUUCAACAACAACAGCAACAACAGUCUACAGGUAAUUCAUCAACUGAAAAGGGUGAGAAAAACACCUCAGGGGAGGAUAAUUCAAAUGAUGAUAGUGCCAAUAAACCAAAUAAUCGCCGUCAACGAUUACUAAAUCAACUCAACAAUUUAAGUCGAGCUCCUCUCGAAAAUAUUAGAAACUUUUUCCAAAGAGUAACAUCAACCACAACCACAGAAUCACCCAAAGACAAUGAAUCUUAAAAAUCUCCCUCCGGGCUCACUAAUCACACCACCAUCACAAUCACCACCGUCAUCGACAUAAAUCAUAGUAAAAAGUUAAGAAAUUGAAUAAAAAUCAUCGAUUAUCAUCAUUAGCGAUCAGAGAAAAACCAAACAAUCAAAUUAGUGUUUCCCUCUUCUUUUAACUGGCGACAAUCAAUUAACUAAUUGACUUAAUUUUUUAAUUGUUCCUUUUCAUUCUUAACAAUGUUACCAAUUAAAUAUCUGUUCUUUGUGCCAUGUAGCUUGAGUUAAUUAACUUCUAUUAGUUGAUUAACUCAGCAUUCUUACAUUCACAUUUUUCCUCUAUUAAUGUAUUCAUUUAAUAAUCUUAUUGUUGUUUUCAUCUUUUAAUUGUUCCUUGUCUACCUUAAUUGUAUUUCUAUGUGUUAAUUGUCACAAUGUUUUAAUUGUUUCCAAUUGUCUCGUUUCCUCAAAUCAAUUAACGUAUCGUUAAAACCUUAAUUGUCUUGUUUGUCUUUCCAUGUUUUUGUUUGUAUUUCUUUUCAUUUAAUUGUAUUAAUUUACCUUAAUUAUUUGUCUUCAUCAUAACAAUCAUCAUCAUCAUCAUCAUCUUCGUCGUCGUAAUUAUCACAAUCAUAAUCAUCAUCAUCUGAUUAAUUAACAUCUUAUUUUGUUUAAUUGUCUAUUUUUUUAUUUGUCUACAAUUUACUAAUUCAUCUUGUCCAAAAUAAUUGAGAUUUAAUCUCAACUGUUAAACUUUAAUUAACUAAUCGCAGUUAAUUAUCUUUGCUGUUAAUAUUAUUAAACAUUGACAACACUUCCUCUUAAAUCAAGUUAAUCAUAAUUCAACAAUUAAAUUAGAUCAAAGAUUCAUUUCCACCAUAAUUAAUCACAAUAAGAAAUUAACUGAAAAUCAGAAUAAAAUCCGAAAAAAUUAAACUGCCACUAAUCAACUAUCAUCAAUCGAGGCAAUUUUCAAAUGAUAAUAAUAAUGCUUAGAUAUUAAUUGUUGAUUCUUAAUGAAUGUUCAAAUAAACUGAUAAUCUAAAAAAAAAUUUAUACUUUGAACGAUAAAAAUUAAUGAACCUUUCGCUUUCAAUCAUCAUUGAUAUUGUCUAGUCGAGAUAAUUUAAAUCAAAAUGAUUUAAUUUAUUACGAUGAUUAGUUAACAUGUUUGGUUUUUUAAUCACUUUACAACGUGUGUGAUCAACUGUUAAUGGUUUCGUUGACUGUUUAAUGAACGUUCAUUGAUUAAUCCAUCAAGAUGUCGAUGAUAGUUGACUAUUAAUUGCGGUUCAAUGAUGAUCAACAAAUGAUGAGAGAGAGAGAGAGAGAGAGAGAGAGAGAGAGAGA
Molecule: messenger RNA, 3674 nt
Organism: Panonychus citri (citrus red mite)
Lineage: Eukaryota; Metazoa; Arthropoda; Arachnida; Trombidiformes; Tetranychidae
Exons: 2
Coding region: 852-2339 (495 amino acids)
Source: RefSeq, a predicted model, not a curated record